Molecule: messenger RNA, 1167 nt
Organism: Hyphopichia burtonii NRRL Y-1933
Lineage: Eukaryota; Fungi; Ascomycota; Pichiomycetes; Serinales; Debaryomycetaceae
Product: nicotinamide-nucleotide adenylyltransferase
Exons: 1
Coding region: 1-1167 (388 amino acids)
Biological process (GO): NAD+ biosynthetic process
Molecular function (GO): nicotinate-nucleotide adenylyltransferase activity; nicotinamide-nucleotide adenylyltransferase activity
Source: RefSeq, a predicted model, not a curated record
AUGGAUCCAACUAAUGAUCCUAAUUUCACACCACCAUCAUUGAAUCGCAAUAUCGAGCCCACUGCUCCACUGUCAGAGAUUCCAAGUAAUGCACCAAUCCAGCCAUUUGUAUUGGCCGACUUGGGGGAUUCUGUUGAUGCCCCACCACCGCAUCCAUCAUUGAGUGAAGUUGGAGAAGAUAAGAAUAAGGAGAAAGGGUUGGAAUCAAGGAUUCCAAGAAAGCAUACGGACUUGUCUACGUCGUCGAGUGAGGAAGAGGAAAACCAUCCAGAGAAACCAAUCAAUAAAGGAGGUAAGUUAAUAUUACCACCAACCGCUAAAGUUAGAUCGUCACAAAUUGCUGAUUUAGAAGAAGUACCGCAUGGAAUUCAGAGACAAGCCAAAAGUUUAGAUAAAUAUCAAUUUCCAACUCAUCGAUUAGCCACCACCUUAUCAGAAGACAAUAAAUAUCCUUUAGUUAUAGUUGCAUGUGGAUCAUUUUCACCAAUUACUUAUUUACAUUUGAGAAUGUUUGAAAUGGCAUUGGAUGCAAUCAAUGAACAAACCAAAUUUGAAGUUAUCGGAGGAUAUUAUUCCCCAGUUAGCGAUAAUUAUAAAAAACAAGGAUUGGCCCCCUCGCAUCAUCGAGUUAGAAUGUGUGAAUUGGCUUGUGAAAGAACCAGUUCUUGGUUAAUGGUUGAUGCCUGGGAAUCAUUACAAAAUAAAUAUACGAGAACCGCAUUAGUGUUGGAUCAUUUCAAUGAAGAAAUUAAUAUUAAAAGAGGAGGAAUAAGGGAUUCAAAUGGUGAGAAAAGAGGAGUUAAAAUAAUGCUAUUAGCCGGAGGAGAUUUGAUUGAAUCAAUGGGAGAACCAGAUGUAUGGGCAGACCAAGAUUUACAUCAUAUUUUAGGAAAAUAUGGAUGUUUAAUUGUGGAAAGAACCGGUGCUGAUGUUCGAAGCUUUUUAUUAAGCCAUGAUAUAAUGUACGAACAUAGAAGAAAUGUUUUGGUUAUUAAACAAUUGAUUUAUAAUGAUAUUAGUUCAACCAAAAUUAGAUUAUUUAUAAGAAGAGGCAUGUCGGUUCAAUAUCUUUUACCUAAUUCUGUUAUUCGAUAUAUUCAAGAACAUAAAUUAUAUAUAAAUGAAACUGAACCAGUUAAACAGGUCAUGUCUGAUAAAGCUGAUUAA